AUGGAACAUGUCGACAACAAUAAACAAUUACAGCAAGAUGACGAUAUUGAAUAUGAAUUUAAAUACAAUUUCAUCACAGUGCCUUGGGACGAUCGAUCAAAUAAGAGUAAAAUUAGCCUCAUUAUUCUAUUACUUGCUAUAUUUUGUGGUACUAUGGGUUUAGUCAUCAACAACUUUGUCAUGCAUUAUAAAGGAUUUACCCAUCUUAAAUCUCAAUUAAAAUAUGCAUUAUAUAAUAUGCGAUCUACCGCUGACGUCGAAUAUAAUUGUCAAUUUGUGAAAGUAGAAGACUACAAUUUCGUAGCCAGGAUUCAUUCGCGAAUAAAUAACGAUCUUUUGUGUGUGGGCGCGGUGGUUGGUGCAAAUUCAGUUCUAGUUAAUGAAGCUUGUGUCCGAAACGGCAAGUUUCGCAUCUUUGUUGGAAGCCCAAACGACCAUCGUUGCAGAAAAGGAUUUCUUGUCAGCGCCUUGGAACCAGUACUUUAUGAUUCAGCUAUAGCUAAGAAACUGGUGGUUUUAGUCACUCAAGAAAGUAUGUUACGGUGCGCGAAGGUAAUUGAAAUUGGCUCCGUUAUAGAUAGGACGAAGCGAGCCAAUGUGCUUGGAAGGUCUUUGCAUGAGGAGAGAAAAUUAUCUCGGCAACCAGUAACAAUGUCCGAGAAAUGCGUCUGCCCAGGAUAUCGAGCACGACAGGAGAGCAAUGAGCAAGGAAACAUGAUAUGCGUGGAGAGCUUGGUGCGAUGUCCAAUGUUCGCAGGAGAUCUGCUGGUGCAGGAUUACAAGCUGUUUGGUUUGGCAUCUUCCAGUGCCUAUCGUAUGCGGACGCUUAAUCAGGCGUGCUUUAUUAGUUUGAAAUCUAGUGACGUAGAUUUUGUAUCCUAA
This is a messenger RNA of Pectinophora gossypiella (pink bollworm), 882 nucleotides long. RefSeq lists its product as uncharacterized. The transcript has 2 exons. NCBI's taxonomy places the organism in Eukaryota, Metazoa, Arthropoda, Insecta, Lepidoptera, Gelechiidae. The record is from RefSeq and is a predicted model, not a curated record. Bases 1 to 882 code for a protein of 293 amino acids.